AUUUUUAUAACCUAAAACAUUUUUCAUUAUUGUAAUAUGUAAGCAGUGCCUCCAUAGUAUCUUUCUGUUCGAAAAGGUUCUGUAACAUUGUUUAUUUAAUAGAAAUUGCCUCUUGGUUAUUGAAUAUUAUAAGUUCGCUCUAUUUAAGCUAAAAUGGGUCGUGUUAGAACGAAGACUGUCAAAAAAGCUGCACGAGUCAUAAUUGAAAAGUAUUACACUCGGUUGACAUUAGAUUUUCAUACUAAUAAGAGAAUAUGUGAGGAAAUUGCUAUUAUACCAACUAAACCCUUACGGAACAAAAUUGCUGGUUUUGUAACUCAUCUUAUGAAAAGAUUAAGAACCAGUCAAGUUCGAGGUAUUUCUAUUAAAUUACAAGAAGAAGAACGUGAACGAAGAGAUAACUAUGUACCAGAAGUGUCUGCCCUUGAACAAGAUGUUAUUGAAGUAGAUACUGAAACUAAGGAUAUGUUAAAAAUGCUCGAUUUCCAAAACAUAUCAGGUUUGCAACUUGUCCUUAGUUCUGGAACUCAAUAUCCAAAACGGAAUUAAAACUUGUAAUGUAAUUAUUGUAAUACCAUUAAUUUCAUUAAUACAGUUUUUUCCCAGA
Molecule: messenger RNA, 607 nt
Organism: Daktulosphaira vitifoliae (grape phylloxera)
Lineage: Eukaryota; Metazoa; Arthropoda; Insecta; Hemiptera; Phylloxeridae
Gene: RpS17
Product: 40S ribosomal protein S17
Exons: 4
Coding region: 154-549 (131 amino acids)
Biological process (GO): translation
Cellular component (GO): ribosome
Molecular function (GO): structural constituent of ribosome
Source: RefSeq, a predicted model, not a curated record